AAUUUUUAAAAGUACAUGUACUUUAUCCUUCAGGGUGUGGCUGGAGCAUACUUGGGACAUAGAGAUACAGAAGGAUUCUACCGAAAGAUGUCUUGCGAGGGCUCCGAGAAAAGCCUGGGGGACUGUUCUAGCUCUACAACGUCACUAUGUAGACCAGAUUCUAGCGUUGGAUUAGUCUGCUUCAAUAACGUCAAUGAUGUACUGGAGAUGCGACUCGUGGAGGGACCUGCACUGAGACCAAACACCCACAGUGGUCGCCUGGAGGUCCGCCUUAGUCCUCUCAUGCCCUGGGGAUCCGUCUGUGAUGACAGUUUCCAAGGACAGUCGGCAACUGCAGCUUGUCGACAAAUGGGCUACAAGAUUGGCGAGAGUUUGCGACAUUCCUUUUGGGAAAGCUUGUUUGAAGAAGAAGGCGUUUUUGGCUCCAGUGAGCGAACCUGGUUAGACGAAGUAUCGUGUGAGCCUGGCCAGGAAUUUCUCGACUGUGACCAUGACAUUUGGGGUUACCAUGACUGUGAUCCUGUGGAAGACGUAGGAGUCUCAUGUUCCAAUUUCUCAGUUCGCCUCCUCUCAGCUGUGCCAAAUGACUACCAUAUUGGUUCUGUAGAGGUUUAUUUGGAAAGAGAGAAUGGCUGGUUUGAGGUGUGCGAUGUCGACUGGGAUGAUAACGAUGCCAGGGUUGCAUGUCGUGAGCUUGGCUUUGCAGACGGGCGUGCCUUGUGUUGUAAUUCUCUGGGAUCAGUGUCUUACGGCUCUCUCACUGCUAUGGGGAGCAUGACUAACUUUACCUGUACUGGAAAGGAGGAAUCUCUAACUGAAUGUGGCAUGAUACAGACUGGUCUGUGCAACUUCAAUGAGGCUAUAAUCAACCUGGCUGCGGUCAUAUGUUAUGACAAACCUUUUGAAGAGAUUGAUACCACACUGAAAACACGUGUCGUAGAUGGUUCUGAGCACGCUGGCAUUUUAGAGGUGCAAUACAUGGGUGUGUGGGGUCGUGUGUGUAUGGAUGAUUCCAUCUUUGAAUCUGAAUUCACUGAUAACGAAGCAUCUGUUGCCUGUAGAAUGAUGGGGAAAGGUUACAGUGGAGGGAAACGGAUCAACAAUGAGAAAACAGAUGAUAUUUACCAUGCGUGGCUGAGAGGUCUGACGUGUUUAGGAAAUGAGAGCAGCAUCGAAGACUGUGACCAUCCUGCGUGGGGAUCACCAGCUUUAGACAACUGCGAGGGUCCUGUGCGAGUAGUUUGCUAUAAAUCAGCUCUGGAGCUGGUCAUCCAGGAGCCAGCCAUGGGAGUGGAUGUGAGAGGAGUGCUCACAGUCAAAUAUGAUGGAACCACGAGUGUAGUAUGUGGAGACGACUGGGGGGAUCAAGAAGCCAAUGCUGCCUGUCGCACCAUAGGAUACAAUGGAGGAAGAGCAUGGGUCCCGCAUACUUAUGAUCACUCACUUGUACCCAUACUGAGUGGUGUGAAAUGCCGAAAAUCAGAGACAAACUUUUUCCAAUGUGACAACCAUGGCUGGAACAUACCCUCAGAAGAAUGCAUCACCAACCCAAAGCCAGCGGGGAUUGCCUGCUUUGAAGAAACAAAAUUGGAUCCAGGCUAUAAAGCCUCCGGUGUUUUACAACUUUUUGACAAUAAAACAUCAACAUGGUCCACCAUAUGCAGGAAUGGCUUUGAUGAAAUAGAUGCCAUGGUGGCAUGCAAAAAGUAUGGCUUCAGUCAAGGAACUGUUCUUCCAGCUGGUGCUUUUGGCAUUGUUGGAUCAGAUGUUGGGCAUCUCAGAACAUCUAUAAACUGUACUGGAUCUGAGACACAUAUUACUGACUGUCCAUAUGACGAGGACAUUGUGGACUGUAACCUAUACGGAGAUUACGUUUCAGUGUCAUGUUUUAAUGAAGUCCGUACAGGUACUUUUGCUGUGGAAAAUGGCUUUAGUGAUGACACCCAAGCUGUUGGAGUACUCAAGAUUUUCCAGAACAACACCUGGGGCUUUGCCUGUGGUCAGACUUUCAAUGAACUUGAUGCUUUGGUCUUCUGUAAGGAGCUUGGUAUUGCUCUAGGCCACUCAUACUCUGGCGGUGUAUCUUUCACACAACAGAAAGAUGUCAAAGGGCCUUACUUUGUCACUUUCCCCAACUGCAAUGGCAGUGAGGAGAGAUAUGCUGACUGCAGUAGUUCUCAGUACUUAUGUACUGAUGCAGCAGCAGCAUCUGUUCUAUGCUACACAUCUGGAGGUCCAAGUUUAGAAAUUACUGGUCACGGUGGUCCGAAGCAAGGUGCUCGGCUUCAGCUUAACAUCAACAAUGUGCCUGGUGCUAUCUGUGCUAAUAAAUGGGAUGACCAGGAUGCCUCUGUUGCCUGCCGACAACUAAGUGAUGUCUACAAAAGAGGGGUAGCCACAUCAUAUCCCAGAAGUUCUUUGCCUAUUUAUCUGUCUGGCUUCGAGUGCAAUGGUGAGGAAGACCAUCUUUUCACCUGUGAUAAUGAUGGAUGGAAGCCAAAUCCAUCUGUAAGCAACUGUGAUGAAAACAGCAUGGAAGCAGGAGUUGUUUGCUUUGGCAGAGUGUUCUUCACAGAGAUCAAGCAGACACCAGACAGUCUGUCUGGCCUUCUUAAUGUCAAGAUGGAAGACGAUUAUGACAGACCAGUAUGCUUUGAAUCUACUUUUACUCACAGAGAGGCGAAAGCUGUGUGUGAUGAAUUAGGGUAUUCACAAGCUGCCAUUCUGACCCCUAAAAGUCUUGAUGAAGACCUCAAGUAUUCAUAUUACACUUUGACAAAAGUUCAGUGUCUUGAGGAAAAUGUUCAUCUUAUUGAUUGUGGCAUGAGAGUUGGGCAGUGUCCUACACAGAAUCAAGUGCGACUGCUGUGCUAUGAGUACAAGAUUGAUUUGCUCAGUGAAUGGACAGUGGAGAAGAAUGAUCAUGGGGUAGUUUCCAAAGCAUUUCUGGAUAACCAGUACAUAGCUGCAAUAUGCCCACAAGACUGGGAUGACGCUGAUGCUGAUACAUUUUGUGCUGAACGAGGGCAUACUGGAGGAAAAGCUCUAGGGAGCACUCCUUUAGAUCAAAUGGAAACUAGAGAGCUUGUUUGGUUUGGCUCAUCUGUUUGCUCUGACUCCCCAAAUGGCAGAAAGCAGUGUGAAGUUCAACAGAACGUGUCCUUUGGCUGCUUUGGUCAGAAUAAUCGUGCAGGAGUGCUGUGCUACACAGGAGAGGAAAUAACUAUGAGACUGGUGGACAAUGGGAAGGUGUCCAAAUUUGCUGGACGUGUCGAGAUCAACUACCAAAAUGUGUGGGGUACCAUUUGUCAUAAGGAUCCAAACAAGAGGCUUGUUGCGCGGACUGUUUGCCAGCAGUUGGGAAUGAUUGACGGCACCAUCAUUAUGGCUUCUCCCAAAAGAUAUGGAAUGACGGAUAGCCCCAUUUAUUUGAAAAAUGUCGAUUGCUCAGCCAGUGAAGAUUCCAUUUUGUUGUGCUCUCAUGAUGGCUGGGGAAUGGAUGAAGGCUGCACACACGAAAAUGACUUGGAAGUCCUAUGUUAUUCCAAUGUACGCAUUUUCCCUGAUGCUGAAUCGCCUCAUGGUGCUGUGUCAAUAUACAGCGGUGGAUCGUACGUUCUGUUGUGCUCAGAGGGUUUCACAGACGCUGAGGCUGACGUGAUUUGCAGAUCUCUCUUUUAUAACUCUGGAAAGGCCAUUUGCUGCUCUGCAUUGCCCAUUCCCUAUCUGAGAAUUGGUGCUAGCAAUGCACACUGCUCUGGCACAGAGUCAUCCCUACUUGACUGUAAUUUGAAUAUGGAUAGAGAAAGUUUCAACUGUCCCAGUGCCAAGUAUGCUUCAGUAGCCUGUUCCAAUGAACUUGUGAAUGAAUAUCUCCCUUUCUUGGAAAGAGGUGACAGAGGCAGAGUUCAUAUAAGGUAUUAUGGCCUCACUGGUUCAGUGUGUGCCAAAGGUUUCACUCACAAUGACGCCAAAGUUCUGUGCAGAGAGCUGGGAUUCUCUACUGGUCUGGCUUUCACAACCACCAACACAGAUGACCUUCAGUUUCCUUGGCUAGUGACUCCACAAUGCCUUGGCGUAGAGAGCUCUCUGAGCACCUGCCCCAAGUUCUCACUGGGCAUGGCUCCUGCAUGUGACGAGAUCGCUACUGUGCAGUGCUUACCAGCAACAGAUCCCGGAAAGAUAGAAGUGAGGAUUGCAGAUAUUCCAGGGGCCGUUUAUGGCAUUCCAAAAGUGAAGAUUGGUGGCACAUGGGGCACUAUUUGUGAUGAUUUGACGUUAUCUGACGAAGAGGCUGUGGUCCUUUGCAAAGAAUUAGGAGGAAGCGGUGGCACUUUCCUCCACAUUAGUGAUCCCAGUGUCUUAAGCAGGCCGUCCCCCAUUCUCACUGGCUUGAAAUGUCAAGGCGAUGAAUCAAGCAUUUCUCAGUGCCAGAUGUAUGCUUUUGGCUUUGGAGACAUGGCAGAGUCUUGUGCAAUUAGAUUUGAUCAUGCUGUUCUUCAGUGCUUCAAUUCAGUGGAGCUGGUACAAGGGCCUGUACAGGCCAGAUCUGGUGGGCUGGUCCUUCUGCACGAGAAAGAGACAGAUGAGUGGCAUCCAGUUUGUGAUGGAACAAUAAGUGACAAAGAGGCCUCAGUGAUCUGCAAAAAUUUUGGUUAUCAGUACGGCAAACAGCAGUGCUGUAAUGCUUUUGGUGAGCUAGAGGAGACAGCCAACACUUUUGUCACAAAACUGUCUUGCCCGUCGAUGGACUCGCUAAUAAGUAACUGCUCAGUGAGUAGAGGCAAAGCAUGCCCUACUGAAGGAUCCAUAGCUUCUGUACAUUGCCGAUCAAGCCCUUUCCCUGUUGAAAACCUCCAAAUAGUACAUCUACCGGACUUUGUAGGGUCCCCAACUGUGCAAAGAUAUGGCAUUGAAGGGCGUGUCUGUGCAGAAGGAUUUCAGGAGAAGGAAGCUAAUGUCAUUUGCAAGGAACGUGGGUAUGCCAAGGGCCACAUGCUUAUGAAUUCAAAAGUAGGGACUGGAUCUACAUUUAUGGUUGGAAGCCUCAAUUGCUCUGGCACAGAGACCAGGAUAUCUGAUUGUGACUAUGCAGUGUGGAAUUCGGAUGGUAGCUGUCCAAACCGAGAGGAACCCAAUGUGUUGUGCACAAGAACUGUUCUAAACUCUUUGAAAUACCAAGUCAAUACAGACUCAGGACGGGCAGAGGUCGUGGUUGAUGGAACGACAUAUGUCUUGGGAUUUCAUUCAUUUAGCAACAAGGAAGCUGCUGUAUUUUGUAAAAGUCUGGGAAAGGGAUAUCUAAGUGGAAAUACUCUUAUUCGAAGAGUUCCUGGAACAGUUCAAGAACGAAUCCUGAUGGACUUUAUAAGUUGUUCUGGAACUGAGUCAUCGAUCUUAGAAUGUACUGGAUCCUUACUGCCUGAAGCUCCCUCUGAAGUCACAGCAGAUUCUGUGGUGUAUGUUGAGUGCAGCUUGGGAGCUCCUGUUAACCUGAACUUAAUGCUGUUGUUGGAGUGGCUUACUUUUUUCUUUAGAUCAGCAGUAGUAAUUGUUCCCUUCAACACUUGUGUUUCUUCUGCAGUGGAGCUGGUACAAGGGCCUGUACAGGCCAGAUCUGGUGGGCUGGUCCUUCUGCACGAGAAAGAGACAGAUGAGUGGCAUCCAGUUUGUGAUGGAACAAUAAGUGACAAAGAGGCCUCAGUGAUCUGCAAAAAUUUUGGUUAUCAGUACGGCAAACAGCAGUGCUGUAAUGCUUUUGGUGAGCUAGAGGAGACAGCCAACACUUUUGUCACAAAACUGUCUUGCCCGUCGAUGGACUCGCUAAUAAGUAACUGCUCAGUGAGUAGAGGCAAAGCAUGCCCUACUGAAGGAUCCAUAGCUUCUGUACAUUGCCGAUCAAGCCCUUUCCCUGUUGAAAACCUCCAAAUAGUACAUCUACCGGACUUUGUAGGGUCCCCAACUGUGCAAAGAUAUGGCAUUGAAGGGCGUGUCUGUGCAGAAGGAUUUCAGGAGAAGGAAGCUAAUGUCAUUUGCAAGGAACGUGGGUAUGCCAAGGGCCACAUGCUUAUGAAUUCAAAAGUAGGGACUGGAUCUACAUUUAUGGUUGGAAGCCUCAAUUGCUCUGGCACAGAGACCAGGAUAUCUGAUUGUGACUAUGCAGUGUGGAAUUCGGAUGGUAGCUGUCCAAACCGAGAGGAACCCAAUGUGUUGUGCACAAGAACUGUUCUAAACUCUUUGAAAUACCAAGUCAAUACAGACUCAGGACGGGCAGAGGUCGUGGUUGAUGGAACGACAUAUGUCUUGGGAUUUCAUUCAUUUAGCAACAAGGAAGCUGCUGUAUUUUGUAAAAGUCUGGGAAAGGGAUAUCUAAGUGGAAAUACUCUUAUUCGAAGAGUUCCUGGAACAGUUCAAGAACGAAUCCUGAUGGACUUUAUAAGUUGUUCUGGAACUGAGUCAUCGAUCUUAGAAUGUACUGGAUCCUUACUGCCUGAAGCUCCCUCUGAAGUCACAGCAGAUUCUGUGGUGUAUGUUGAGUGCAGCUUGGGAGUGCAACUGGACAGUGGACCCACACCAUCAAGUGGAAUCCUUUCCAUAUUUAAUACACAGACAGACAGAUAUGGUGUUGUUUGUGAUAAAGACUUUGGUCAAAAAGAGGCUGAUGUUGCUUGCAAAACGCUGGGUUAUGAGAAAGGCAUUCUCCACUGCUGCCAAGCUUAUGGGUACAACUUUGAGGAGCCACUCUUUAAAGAUUUCCAGUGUAAUGGCGCUGAACAGUCCAUAUUGGAAUGUGACCACAAUCCAGCUGCAACUCGAUCCCCAUUCUUUUGCAACAGACAGGAUUAUGUGGCUAUCACUUGUUAUAAGGGUGAAAGGCCAGAUGAUUUCACAGUCUCUAUGGAUGCUACUAAUCAGAAUAUACAGUCUGGCCUGGUCCGUGUUACCUACCUGGGGAUCGAGGGAACAAUUUGUAGUGAUGGCUGGGAUGAUGCUGAUGCUAACGUCCUGUGCAGACACCUUGGCUUUGAUAAAGGAACUGCUUAUAACCAUUACAAGCCUGGGUUCACCAUUGAUGCUUCUGAAGGGCCUUUUUGGCUCUCUGAGAUCAGCUGCUUUGGGAAUGAAACUGAUUUGACUAGUUGCCCUCACUCAGGCCUUGGCAGUGUGACUCACUGCAGAAACGACCACUUUGCUGGUGCCUUCUGUUCUGAUGAUUCCAUUGUCACUUACCGCCUGGCUGGUUCAGAUAAUGUUCAAAGUGGCCGUGUGGAAGUCUAUAUAAAUAACCAGUGGGGUACUGUGUGUGAUUUCAACUGGGAUAGCAAGGAUGCUGCAGUCAUGUGCCGCAUGCUAGGAUAUGCCACGGGAGAUGAAAUCAGUGAUACAAGCUUGGAUAAUGUUGGUACUGGUCCUAUUUGGGAAUUGGGAGCUCGCUGUUCAGGAACAGAGUCAACUAUCAAUGAAUGUCCCCAUCAAGGCUGGAGUGAAAACAGGAGGCAGUCCUGUGAGGCACAUUCUGAUGAUGCUGCUGUUUUCUGCUACUCAUCAGUGAAACUUGAAAGAGCAAGUGGGAUGGAAACCAACCACGGUCCAGUCAACUAUUAUUAUUCAAACAAGUGGUACCGAGUGUGCAGUGAUGGCUUCACUGACCUGUCUGCCCGCCUCGUCUGCCAGGAAAUGGGCUUUUACGAUGGCCGCUCUCUGUGCUGCUCUGCUUAUUCAGGAGAGACAGUUUCAGGGCGCAAGAUACUCCCAAAUAUAACUUUUGAGUGUGUGGGAGAUGAGACUUUUAUUACUCAAUGCAGGCAGGAAAGUGAAUGUAUUAGUGGUUACUACGCUUCCGUGGUGUGCUUGGGAAAAGAUGACAACUUUGACGAAAAUGAAUACCAAGUUACAAUGAGUCCAGGUGAGGAGAUGAAAGGGGCGCUUGAAGUAUCUCACCUUGGAAUCAAAGGUCGAAUUUGUAGUGCAGGCUGGACAGACAAGGAGGCUGACGUAUUUUGCAAAAGUCGGUCAUUCAAAGGAGGCUCUGCUUAUCAUCGGUCAUACUUUGAUGAGUAUAUCUCCUCGAAAUCAAUAGGUCCUUUACUGAUGAGCAAUGUCAUUUGCAAUGGUACAGAGAGAGAUUUGACAGAGUGUUCCUUCAAUGACAGAUCAAACCUAGGCAACUGCUCAGAUUCCCAUACUGCUGCUGUGUAUUGCUACAAGGAAGAAGGAAUCAAAUACCGCCUAGUGUUUAAUGACACUUUUGAUCAAAGCAAUUUUGGUCGUGUGGAAAUGUCAGUUGAUGGAAAGUGGGGCACAGUGUGUGAUAAAAUGUGGAAUGACAAAGCUGCUCGAGUCGUUUGCAGAGGGAAGAAAUUCCGGGAUGGUGCAGCGCAGAAUAAUGCUCCUUAUGGAGGAGGGGAAGGACCUAUCUGGCUACACUCUAUACAGUGCACUGGAGAGGAAGCCUAUUUACAUCAGUGUGCUCAUGAUGGCUUCUAUGAAAACCCUAAUGUUUUCGGGAAUUCCUUCUGGUUCAUAAACCCUUGCAGCCUUCACUCCAACGAUGCGUCUGUCUUUUGCUUCAAUGACGUGAAACUGGAUCAGCCUUUGGAACAAAGCUCUGGUGGGCUGUUGUACAAUAUGGAUGACAAAUGGAAGCAUAUUUGUUCAGAUGAAAGCUUUUCCAGAAAAGAAGCUAUGGUAGCAUGCAAAAGUCUUCUUCAGGACUAUGUUGAUGGUGUGCCCAUCCAAAAGGGAGUGUUUGGCGAAAUGGAAGAACCUCUUGCCCCUGUGUCCUUCUCCUGUUCAGGAGAAGAAUCCACUUUAUCGGAGUGCAGUCAUAAUACCGCUUCCCAGUGUGCUUCAGAGACAUACAUGUCAGUCGCUUGUUUCAAAGAAACUCUCACAGACAGUGACUUUGAGUUUAACCUGACCUUGUCAUCGGACUCUAUAAGGACAGGUGAUAACCAUGGCAUUCUGGAGGUCAGAGACAAAGGAGCAUGGGGUCGUAUCUGUAUGCAUGAGUUUACUGAUGCAGAGGCGUCUGUGGCUUGCAAGUCGCUCAACUUCAAAGGUGGCCAUAAAUAUCUUCAUCUGUUCCGCAAUCGUCUCCCUAUUUUGUGGAGUGGAGUGAAGUGCAGUGGAUCUGAGACUUCCCUGGAUCAGUGCAUGCACAGCAGCAUAGACAAGGAGCAUUGCCACUACAAUGCUAAUGACGCCGGAGUGGUCUGUUAUAAAUCUGAAGGAGUGAAAUACAGGCUCACAGGAGGCAAAGACCAGAACUCUGGCCGAGUAGAAAUUGGUGUAGAUGGCAUCUAUGGCAGCAUCUGUGCCAUCAACUGGCAGCAAGGAAACUCAAAAGUCUUAUGCAGAUCCAUGGGUUACACGGAUGGCAUCCCAACCUAUGACGAAAAUCCGGAUCUUGACUACCUAGCGCCCGUAAUGAGCUUCUUUUUGUGUGAAGGCACCGAGGACUCUCUUCUGAGCUGCAUUAAUUCAGGAUUUGAUGAUGGUGCUCAUGUCUUUGUAUGUGGUGGAAGUGCAUAUGCAUCUUGCUUUAAAGAGGAAGUCCAAAUAACUGAAGUACGGCUGCAAGGCGGUAACAGCACAGCAGGGCGACUGGAAGUCUACGUCACUCCUCUUAAUGCUUGGGGCACAGUCUGCGACGACAGCUGGGAUGACAUUGAUGCCGGGGUUGCUUGUAGACAGAUGGGUUUUGAUGACGGCAUCGUCAUGGAAUCAGAUUAUGAAACAGGAACAGGGAACAUUUUCCUAGAUAAUGUGGAAUGUUUGGGAAAUGAGACCAAUAUUGGGCUGUGUAAAUCGACAGGUAUCAACGCACACAACUGCGACCACUCUGAGGAUGCUGGUGUUGUCUGCUUUAAUUAUACAGAGACUACAGUGCCACCCCCUGCCUCAACUCCAUCAGAAGUCUCAACACCAAAGCCCACAAAAAGUCCGGCCACAACCAAAGCCCCUACACAGUUACCUACUACUCCCCCAACAAAACCACCUACUGCUCCCCCAACAAAGCCCCCUGCUCCCCAGCCAGCUACAAGUCCCAAGAUAGAGUUCACCACCAAGCUGCCAACUACCCAAGUCAAGGAAGUCACAACUUCACAAAUCACUCCGACACCGGCCAUACCCACAAAGCUCCCAGGUUCGGGAGAGAAGAGGGAUCAGAAAGAUAGAAAGACCAAAGUUAUCAUUGCUGCAUGCAUUACUAUUGUACUGGCCAUUGUUUUGGCUGCUGUGGUUGUUUUCCUGGUCUACAAGUACAGACUGAGGACCAAGCCUAGUAUUCCACAUGAGCGCUUCCACGAUGACAUCAUAGAGCACAGUUACGACGGCUCUCUGACCAUGCAAAAUCAGAUGUACAGCAUGUCACAAGGGGACCCUGAUGACCCAGUGGUUCAGUCCAUGAACGAUGGCUCAGAAAUCCUCAUGGAUCCUUCGGGUUCCGUUUCUUUCUCAAAAGGAACCACUAGUCCUGAGGUAGAUGAUGAUGCACCUCAGGAAGGAUUUUCUAACCCUCUGUACGGAGUUAUGAAAAACAGUGCUGAGACAUCCGUGGACGCGGUUACUGUUGAUAUGAAUGGAUCAGAGCCUUCAAAUCAGACUCAGACCUAAUGAAAGCUGCCUAAAGUAUAUAUAACUGGCCCUAGUGUUUCUUAAAUGUUGAGGGGCUGUAUCAGACGACAUGUUACUCUAAUGAAUAAAUUUUAUAUCCAAAGAACAUGUUGUUGCUGUGCUCAAACUGAGAAUCAUUUCUAUUUAACAUGUUCGUCACUUGUGAUAGAUUUAGAGAUGGUGAAGUGUGAUCUAUCCUUAACUUUUGUUGAUUUGUUUGGUUUUUGUUAUGAUAUUGCCUUUUUUCCAGUAGAGGAAAAAGGGAAAAGAAGAGAUUGAUUGGCUUUGUAACUCUGCUGUUUGUAUUUUGCUUUAAAACAAGUUUUUUUUUUCUCUCUCUAAAUUCAAGCUAUUUUCAUUCAGGUAUUGUUGUCUAGCCAGCUGUUCAUCUUGGCCUUGCCCACUUAAUUAUAGAAAUAAAUAUAUCAGUCUGAAAUAUUUCUUUACAACUGAUUCAGAUUUGAUUAAUUUUCAUAUAUCGAGAUGAAAAGGAAUGAUAAAUCCACAUUUUCCUGUAAUGUCAAUCCACUUCUUUUGUUGUUGUUGUUGUUGUUGAAAAGGCUUCAAUGCUGACUGAGUUCUAAAAGAUGUGGGUAGACUUGCUUUUUGUGUUUUUGUUAUGCAUGUCACAGAUGCCUACACCACAAUGACAUGAUGUUGAGCACAUAAUCCUAUUACUGUAUGACCCAAAAAGUGGGCUUCAUUUUCUAAAUAAAUGGUAUGUAAAUGGGAUUGAAAUUAUCUUGAGUACACAAAUGUGCAUUUAGAACCAGUCUUUCCUUUAAUGAAAAUUAUACUGUUUUUGUUUUCUUAAUAUCCUGUUGUUUCAUGUGUAUGAUCUGCCAAAUUGUAACACAUAUAUUAUGUGUUAAUGGUACAAUGAAUGGGUAUCUAUUAGGACCAGCUCAACAUAUUUUUUUUAGGGGGGGGGGG
Aplysia californica (California sea hare) is the source of this 11550-nucleotide messenger RNA. Its product is annotated as deleted in malignant brain tumors 1 protein. NCBI's taxonomy places the organism in Eukaryota, Metazoa, Mollusca, Gastropoda, Aplysiida, Aplysiidae. The record is from RefSeq and is a predicted model, not a curated record. The transcript has 46 exons. The coding region runs from base 16 to 10617 and encodes 3533 amino acids. Gene Ontology annotation, cellular component: membrane.